Messenger RNA from Ananas comosus (pineapple), 2118 nucleotides. Its product is annotated as U4/U6.U5 tri-snRNP-associated protein 2-like. The record is from RefSeq and is a predicted model, not a curated record. Gene Ontology annotation, molecular function: cysteine-type deubiquitinase activity; zinc ion binding. The transcript is spliced from 10 exons. Lineage: Eukaryota; Viridiplantae; Streptophyta; Magnoliopsida; Poales; Bromeliaceae. Gene Ontology annotation, biological process: protein deubiquitination; spliceosomal complex assembly; mRNA processing. The coding region runs from base 1 to 1869 and encodes 622 amino acids.
AUGGAGGAGGCCCCGAGGAAGAGGAAGCCGGAGGAGGAGUCCUCCCCUGAAGAGGAUGAAUCGCCUCUCGCAUCGGAGCCGAAGAGGCGGCGGAUCUCCGGCGACGGAGGCGGAGGAGGAGGGGAGGGGGCGGAGAAGGGGAACGGGGGGUCGCUUCUAGGGCUGGCGGAUUAUAAGGAUGAUGAGGAUGAAGAAGAGGGAGAGGAGAGGGAGAGGGAGCCGAAUGGUCGGCGGAGGGGGGAGGAGGAGGAGGAUGAGGAGGAGGAGGAGCGGAUCUUCGCGUCGGAUGGGCCGAUCCUCCACGAAGAGGAUCAGAUGCAGCGCGAGGAGCGGGUGGCGCCGGCGAGGAGGCAGAGGCAUGUGGAGGAGGAGGAUGAGGAGGAGGAGGAGGAUAGAGGUCGAGCUGAUGAGGAGGAGGAAGACGAAGAGGAAGAGGAAGAUGAUGAGCCGCGGGUGGCGCCGGCGAGGAGGCAGAGGCAUGUGGAGGUGCGGAGGGAUUGCCCUUACCUAGACACUGUUAAUCGCCAGGUCUUGGAUUUUGAUUUUGAGAAAUUUUGCUCUAUCUCCCUGUCAAAUUUGAAUGUAUAUGCAUGCUUAGUUUGUGGGAAGUACUAUCAAGGAAGAGGUCUCAAGUCUCAUGCAUAUACACAUAGCCUUGAAGCAGGCCACCAUGUUUAUAUUAAUCUCGAGACUGAGAAAGUCUAUUGUCUCCCUGAUGGAUACGAGAUUAAUGAUCCAUCAUUAGAUGAUAUCCGACACGUUCUAAACCCAAGAUUCUCUAAAGAACAAGUUCUACAUCUUGAUGAAAAUAGGCAAUGGUCAAGAGCACUUGACGGCUCCAAUUAUCUCCCUGGAAUGGUUGGUCUUAAUAACAUUAAGGAGACUGAUUUUGUCAACGUUACAAUUCAAUCCUUGAUGAGAGUUGCUCCUUUGAGAAACUUCUUUCUUAUUCCUGAAAACUAUCAACAUAGCAAGUCCCCCCUUGUUCAUCGUUUUGGAGAACUGACUCGCAAGAUUUGGCAUGCAAGAAACUUCAAGGGGCAGGUCAGUCCACAUGAGUUCCUGCAGGCAGUUAUGAAGGCAAGUGAUAAGAGGUUUCAAAUUGGUGUACAAUCUGAUCCUGUGGAGUUCAUGUCCUGGCUUUUGAAUACACUGCAUGCAAAAUUAAGGAGCUCGAAGAAGAAAAAUAAGAGCAUUAUACAUGACUGCUUUCAGGGGGAACUUGAAGUUAUCAAGGAAAUCCAGAAAAGACCUCUUCCGGAAAAGAAAGAGAAUGGUGAAGAGGAGAACAAUGGAGCUGUUUCAGAGGGUGGAGCAACAAAUGGGAACGUUGUGACAGAGGUGUCUAGAGUGCCAUUUUUGAUGCUCGGCCUUGACUUGCCUCCUCCCCCUCUUUUCAAAGAUGCGAUGGAGAAAAAUAUUAUUCCUCAGGUUCCACUUUUCAAUAUAUUGAAGAAGUUUGAUGGCGAGACUGUUACAGAGGUAGUGCGGCCAUGCAUAGCGAGAAUGCGGUACCGCGUGACCAAACUACCAAAGUAUCUCAUCCUUCACAUGCGGCGAUUUACGAAAAAUAAUUUUUUCAUCGAAAAGAACCCUACUCUCGUUAACUUUCCUGUGAAGAAUCUGGAACUGAAGGAUUAUAUCCCGUUACCUGUGCCGAAGGAGAAUGAGAAGCUGCGCUCAAAAUAUGAUCUCAUUGCAAAUAUUGUUCAUGAUGGCAAACCCAGUGAAGGGUGCUACAGAGUUUUUGUGCAGCGGAAGUCGGAAGAGCUUUGGUAUGAGAUGCAGGAUCUCCAUGUAACAGAGACUCUCCCUCAAAUGGUGGCUCUUUCGGAAGCUUACAUGCAAAUAUAUGAGCAGCACGAGUGAGAACAUCAUUCUAAGUUCGCAAUUGUUGCACUUCAUUUUUUUCUUUCUUUUUGAGAAUUUUGUAUUUUAAAAUAGUUGCACCAUAUGCUCUAGCCUUUUGAGGAGAUUUUUAUAUAUAUUUUUUUUAAAAAAAAAUUUCCCCCAUCAAGGAGUCUCCUUACUAGCUUCAUGUUCUUGAUUCUCCAUGUAAAAAACAAAGGGGGCUUAAAUGAGAGAUAACUAGCAUGGUUAAAAACCUUUUUUUUUUUU